UUUGUUGAUUUUCAUAAUCGGUCAUAUUCAGUUUCUUGUUGGGUUUAUUGAAAUUUCUGCGUGAAAAGUAUAACUAAGUGAUCUUGUCUCUAAGGAAGGCGCACAUAAAGUAUUAGAUUCGGCCCUGAUGCUGUCUAAUAUUUAUUUAUAGUAAUAGAUCGUCAAGAAUGGGUCUAAUAUCCGAGCCAUUGUUGUUCGUAUUAGCUUUAAUCGAUACCGGUUCAUUGCUUUUUAUACUGGUGUAUUUCAUAAUAGCUCUGUCAGACCUGGAAUGCGACUAUUUAAAUGCUCAACAGUGUUGUUCGAAACUGAACACGUGGGUAGUGCCGAAAAUUAUAGUACAUUCGUUCCUAGAGGUACUACUAUUGCUACAUGGGCAAUUAAUACUGUAUUUAGUAAAUUUGCCUAUGACCCUGUGGUUGCUCUAUGAAUACUUCGGGGUACCUAGUGGUAACAUGGGAGUUUAUGACCCUACAGAGAUCCACAAUCGUGGACAAUUGAAAAGGCAUACAAGAGAUUGUAUGAUCUGCAUUGGAUACUACUUAAUUUUCUUUUUUAUAUACAUUUAUUGUAUGAUUAUGGCGUUACUGAAAGGUGAUCCGAUCAAUAGAGAUGAGGAUGGAAUAAUUCAAACGCUUUAGUAGUAAAGAUGAUAUUUAAACUUUUGUACAUCACUAUCUUUUACGUUGAUCGCGUUUGAUCAAUUAUUUUGUUAUGUUAUGCAAAUGCCAAAUGGAAUUUUGUUAAGAUACGUGAAAACUACACUUCUCCGUUGCGAUUGUCUCUAACUUGUGUAUCACACAUUUAAGAACUGAUAUUUCUUAAAUAUAAGACUUCCAUAACAUCAUAGUGAUUUAAUUGUAAUUGCAGUAAAGACUAGAAGCGAGCCAAUAUCACCAGAAUUCAGAUCGUUUCGUUUGAUUUUAAAAAUACAGUUUUGGAGGAUGUUGGUUAAACUUCGUUCUUUACUGUACACAUAAGUAUGUAAGAACAGAAACGGUUUAUCUGUGGAGUCAUUAGCCAAUAUACAAAAUAGAUGUACCGUAAUUAAAAAUGGAUUAGACUUGCUUAGUAUCGUGAUCUUACUAUAAGUUUUUGAAAAUUGCUUUUUAAUUCAGCUAUUGUGACGUCAUUAAAAUAAAAUAUGCAGUGGCUCGUUAAAUCGAA
Ceratina calcarata is the source of this 1167-nucleotide messenger RNA. It is a transcript of the gene cnir, whose product is annotated as cornichon-like protein. The record is from RefSeq and is a predicted model, not a curated record. The transcript is spliced from 4 exons. The coding region runs from base 168 to 641 and encodes 157 amino acids. Gene Ontology annotation, biological process: vesicle-mediated transport. Lineage: Eukaryota; Metazoa; Arthropoda; Insecta; Hymenoptera; Apidae.